Gossypium arboreum is the source of this 1882-nucleotide messenger RNA. Its product is annotated as 3-oxoacyl-[acyl-carrier-protein] synthase II, chloroplastic-like. Gene Ontology annotation, molecular function: 3-oxoacyl-[acyl-carrier-protein] synthase activity. The transcript has 13 exons. The coding region runs from base 70 to 1485 and encodes 471 amino acids. Gene Ontology annotation, cellular component: chloroplast stroma. Lineage: Eukaryota; Viridiplantae; Streptophyta; Magnoliopsida; Malvales; Malvaceae. Gene Ontology annotation, biological process: fatty acid biosynthetic process. The record is from RefSeq and is a predicted model, not a curated record.
UUUGAGCUUCCUUUAAUCUUUCUUUUAUUAAAAAAAAAAAGAUUAAUUUUUCAUCGAUCGGUUUCUUCAAUGGCCGCCGCUUCAUCUCUGAGCUCUCUACUGGUUUCUUCCAUGGCACUCACCUCUCCCAUCUUUCAAUCUCAUUGCCUCAAUAACACCACUUGCAAGAGAGGUACAACAAUGGCGGUUUCCUUACAGACUGCAAACAAACCAGUGACACACCAAGAAAAGCCGACAAACAAGCGGCGGCGUGUCGUUGUGACGGGGAUUGGCCUUGUAACGGCGCUCGGUGAGGAUCCGGACGUGUUCUACAACAAUGUUCUUCAAGGCAUUAGUGGCAUAACAGAGAUUGAAAAAUUCGACACUUCUCAGCUUCCAUCUAAAAUUGGUGCUGAGCUUAAGUCAUUCUCCCCGGAAGGUUUUGUUUCAUCAAAGCUUGCAAUGAGAGCUGAUAACUUUAUGCUUUACCUUAUAACCGCCGGCAAAAAAGCCUUGGCCGACGGCGGGAUUUCCGAUGAAGUCAAUGGACAGCUUGAUAAAACUCGAUGUGGGAUUAUUGUUGGCUCUGCAAUGGGAGGUUUAAGGAUUUUCUACGAAUGGUUUGAAAAUAUGUUAAUUCUUUCAAGGAGGCCAAAUCCAUUUAGUGUGCCUAUGGCAGGAAACAACAUGGGUUGCGCAGCACUAGCAAUUGAAUUGGGUUGGAUGGGUCCAAACUACAUAAUUAACGCAGGUUGUGCAACAAGCAAUCAUUCUAUACUUAGUGCAGCUGGUCACAUUAUUGAUGGAAUAACUGACAUGAUGCUUUGUGGUGGUUCCGAUGCCGGAGUUCAUCCAAUAGGUUUGGCAGGUUUCGCGUCAUGCAAAGCUUUGUCUAAGAGGGACUGUGACCCGACCAAAGCUUCAUGUCCUUGGGACACUAAUCGUGAUGGAAUUGUCCUUGGAGAUGGAGCUGGUGUUUUGCUCUUGGAAGAAUUAGAACAUGCCAAGCGAAGAGGUGCAAGAAUUUAUGCCGAGUUUUUGGGUGGAAGCUCUAGUGCCGAUGCGUAUCACUUGACUCGACCGCAUCCCGACGGUAUAGUUCGUUGUAUAGAGAAAGCAUUGGCUAAAGCAGGAGUUGCUAGAGAAGAUGUAAACUACAUAAAUGCACAUGCUCCUUCUACACAAGUUGGGGAUUUGAUUGAAUUUGCAGCCUUGGUCCAUUGUUUCGGCAACAAUAUGGAGUUGAGAAUUAACUCAACAAAGUCCAUGACUGGUCACCUAGCAGGGGCAACAGGUGCUGUGGAUGCAAUUGCUACAAUUAAGGCAAUACAAACUGGGUGGGUACAUCCAAAUAUCAAUCUUGAUAAUCCUGACAAGGCUGUGGACAUGAAUCUACUUGUUGGCUCAAAGAAGGAAAGGUUAAACAUUAAGGUAGCAUUGUCAAACUCCUUCACAUUGGGUGGGCAAAAUUCAUCCAUCUUAUUUGCACCUUUACAAAGUGAAUAAAAGUAACCUUUCCUCACAAUAAUCCAUAAGAAUUUGCAAAUUUAGAUCAAUUAAUUCUUCUCGAACAAUACUUAUUCUGAUAUAUAUAUAUACAUAUAUUUCUCCACUUCGAAAUGAAUCGAAAUCUUUGUAAUUAGAAAGAUCAAUAGGAUAUUACAAUUUCGAGAUUGAAUCUUAUAUUCGAAUGAAACUUAUAAUAUUAAGCAAGUUUAACAAAUACAACUAGUUUACUUAUGUUAGAUAAGCCUUUAUACUUUUUACUAUACUUAAUUAAGCCCAAAAGAUUGAUUUUUUUAUUUAAAUUAGUGUUGUAGGCCAAUUUUGGCCCGUUUACAAAAUACCCAGGCCCAUUAAACCAUUUAACCCAUCCUCAAACCCAAAACCUAAAAUUAACCUA